Arabidopsis arenosa is the source of this 2817-nucleotide messenger RNA. The record is from the annotation of a GenBank genome assembly. Lineage: Eukaryota; Viridiplantae; Streptophyta; Magnoliopsida; Brassicales; Brassicaceae.
CAUGGAGGGUGGUUGGUUUCAGGAGGUAUGGGAGAUGGAGAUGAGCAAAGUAAAGAGUUAGGAGGAUUUUCGUCUUCGAGUCGUCGUUCUUCGGGUCCUAGUUCUGCAAAUGCAGAAGCAAGAAUGAAGUUUGCUUCUGUUGAUGCUAUAACAGAGUUAGUCUGGUCUCCUGGAAACGGUCUAAGCUUAAGAUGUGCAGAUAUCAGUUUCACGGGAAAGGCAAAAUUACUCUCUCCUAACUUCUUUGAUAUAGGACUAACCAAUAUGGCGAUUCAUUCGAAUAGUACAAGUAUCGAAGACCAAGAAGAUGCGAGAUUUCAUCACAUAGAUGUCGAAUUGAGAAACCGAGAUCAAGUGAACCAAGAAAGGAUUGGUGGUUCUGUUGAGGAUAAGGUUGAAACCAAUGAUGAUAUAAAGAAUGAAGUAGCAGAAAGUUCCAAAAGAUUGUCAGAUAGUCCGAAAGCUAUGAAAGGAGAAACCAGAGACUUGUUGGUGAAUGAACAGUUGAGGAUGGAAAGUGCUGGAUCUCAAGAAGGACCGAGUAACCGUGGAAAUAAAGAAGAAGGGGAUAAGGCGAAUAAUAGAGUUGACCGUUUAGAAUCAAUGGAUGAGAAUAACCUCGCAACUCUUGCUGUUGUAGCAUGUGAAGGCAAAGGGGAAUAUUUGCCGGAGGAUGAGGCUGGACCUAGUGGUUCCUACAGGCGUCAUGCCAAAGCGAAAGGGAAAGAAAAAGCUUUAUCUGAUGGAAACUUUGAUGGUGAUGAUGAGGAUGAUGAGAGUUUUGGUAGUGUAGAAAGUUGCAAUAGUGCGGGUUUGCUCUCAAGGGGAAAGAAAAGACCAGGCUUUGAGCAGCAGCUGAUUUUUGGAAGCAAACGGCUCAAAACGUUAAAUCAAGAAUGUUUAGGGUCAACUUCAAAGCUUAAGCAAGAUAGUUCCUUCAUGAAUUGGAUAUCAAACAUGACAAAAGGAAUCUGGAAAGGUAAUGAAGAAGACGAUUCUCCUUUUGCAGCUCUUACCACCACCUCAGAUGUUAAUGGUCAUGGCCAAGUCAAUUCGAUCGUUGACCAACAACACUUGAAUCCAUGCAGUGUGAAGGAAAAUAGUGGAUUCAGAAACACUGGUUUCCAGUCUUUUUUCCAGUCUAUAUAUUGUCCGAGGAAACGAAGUCAAGAUGCCGUCGAGAUGGAUUUCCCGAAUGAUGCUAAUGCUACUUCUUUGCAGGAACUUCCCUGGAUUCCUGAACAAUGUGACAUUGCCAAAGGGGAUGACUUGUCUUCAUCUGGUAAUGAGAUUGGUCCAGUGGCUGAACCCAACAGUUCAUCAGGAAAAGUUGGAUUUAAUCAGAGAAGCGAAACACUUUCGUCAGAGAACAAACGUGAGGACAAAGAACCAAACAUCUCUUUGAUGUCUCUUAGUAAGUCUAAGCCAAAUGAAGAGCCAAAAAUCUGCGGUGAAGCUGGUGGAAAGGUUAGUCCAUGUUUAAACAACAGAAACUCUGGUCUUCAAAGUUUGUGGAUAAGCCGGUUUUCUUCUAAAAAUCCGUUCCUUCAGAAAAAGACCAGUGAAACGGCUAAAGAGGCCAAUGCUUCAGCCUCAGACACAGCUAAAACCCGUGAUUCGCAGAAAAUGCUGGUAAAUAAUAAUGUUGUAAUACCCAGUAUCAGCUUGGUAGAUGGGCUCGAUAAACCGAACACUGUCCUUCCCAUAGUUUCGUCAAUGAGAAUAGAGUCUUCAGAAGCAAUGGCUUCUUUGUUUGCUAGAAGAUUAGAAGCCAUGAAACACAUCAUACCCGCAGGUUCUUUAGCUGAGAAUGCAGAGGAGGAACAGCCAAAUCUAAUCUGUUUUUACUGCGGUACAAAGGGUCAUUGUUUACAGGAUUGUUUGGAAGUAACUGAUACUGAGCUCAGAGAUCUAGUACAGAACAUAAGUGCUCGGAAUGGAAGAGAAGAAGCGUCAAGUCUAUGCAUUAGAUGUUUUCAGCUAAGUCACUGGGCUGCAACAUGCCCGAAUGCUCCACUGUAUAGUUCAGGAGCUGAAGAUAGAGCUAUGAAGCACACUUUAGCUUCUACCUCUGGCAUGAAGCUGCACGUAAGUGGUUCCACAGACGUACCAAAGGCAGUCUUUGACGCCAUUCAAGUGCUUCGCCUCAGCCGCACAGACGUUCUCAAAUGGAUAAACACCAAGAAGUCUGUAUCGGGUCUCGAAGGGUUCUUCUUGCGGUUAAGGCUCGGGAAGUGGGAAGAAGGGCUUGGAGGAACAGGGUACUACGUAGCCCGAAUAGAUGGGGACACAGAGGGACAAAGCUCAAGAAGACAUUCAGAGAAAAGCUCAAUCUCAGUUAAGGUUAAAGGGGUUACUUGCCUUGUUGAGUCUCAGUUUAUCUCAAACCAAGACUUUCUUGAGGAGGAGUUGAAGGCAUGGUGGCGGAGCGUGGGGAAAAGUGCCGGAAGAAGCGGCUGCGAGGGCAUCCCAUCGGCAGAAGAACUUAGUCGGAAAAUUCAGCAGAGAAAGAUGUUAGGCUUUUAGGAUGUUUAUUCAAAUAGAUAAUACUUGCUUGAGGAGCAAAUGUUUUUGCUUAAUAGAUGGGCAAUGAGUCUCUUUUCAUUGUGCAAAAAGAGAAGCCCAAAACAUCGUGUGUUGGUUGCCUUCGAAGGAAGAAUGAUUUCAUUGAUGACACAUUUAACUUUUUGUUUGAUGAUGUGAACAUCUGAUAUCUUGCUUUUGUUUAUCCAGAGCUCUUUGUAUACGAAGUGAACCUCAAAACUAGCUUCUCCUCUUUCUGUUGCAUCAUUCUUUGAAUAAUUUCUCGAUACACAU